Molecule: messenger RNA, 1180 nt
Organism: Sardina pilchardus (European sardine)
Lineage: Eukaryota; Metazoa; Chordata; Actinopteri; Clupeiformes; Clupeidae
Gene: fgl1
Product: fibrinogen-like 1
Exons: 7
Coding region: 83-1018 (311 amino acids)
Biological process (GO): blood coagulation
Source: RefSeq, a predicted model, not a curated record
GCGUCUUCACUGAUGCAAGGUUUUGUGCUCUCAACCAUCUCUCGAAGAGCCACUUGAGAGCAGUAUACCUGUGGAUUUCAUCAUGGUUAAGAUUAAACCAUCAGUGAACUUUCUGAUUUGGAUAUUUAUUAUUUUGGAUGAGUCCCACUCUGUCCCAGACCAGUGCCAACAGGAGACCGAGAGGCUCCGCAUUCAGCUGAAGCACUUGGAGACUCGUUUCCAGAAGCAGCAACAGCAAAUCCAGCGCUUACGCAUCCUGAAGGAUAAGACAUCUGCACACGCGGAUGAGUUUAUUGAGCUGCCAGGUCAAAUCGAAUACACUGACUGUGCACAGAUCUUUAACAAUGGCAGUAAGACAAGUGGAUUUUACAUGAUCAAACCCAUGAGAAGCCCAGCCCGGAUAAAGGUGUACUGCGACAUGUCUGAAGGCGGCGGCUGGACAGUCCUCCAAAGACGCACAGAUGGAAAAGAGUCUUUUGAGAGGGGAUGGGAUGACUACAAGCAGGGCUUCGGAGAAUUGGAAGCAGCAGAUGGGGAGUUCUGGUUAGGGAAUGACAAUCUACAUUAUCUGACUUCACAAGCUGAUUAUGACAUAAGGAUCAACCUGGAAGAUUUUGAUGGGGUAUACCGCUAUGCAGUCUAUGAAAAAUUCAAAGUUUCAAGCGAGGAGGAAAAAUAUCAGUUGAACUUUGGUGAGUACAAAGGAAAUGCUGGGAACUCUCUGGCAGGAAGCUACCAUCCUGAGGUCCAGUGGUGGGCCAGCCAUCAGGGCAUGAAGUUCAGCACUUUUGACAAUGACAACGAUCGCUAUGAGCGCAACUGCGCCAAAGAGGACAAAUCUGGUUGGUGGUUUAACAGAUGUCACUCUGCCAAUCUGAAUGGAGUGUACUAUCAAGGUCCAUACAGUUCUGUGACAGACAAUGGGAUAGUCUGGUACACAUGGCAUGGAUGGUGGUAUUCCUUGAAGUCUGUGGUCAUGAAGAUCAGACCAUCAUACUUUGAGCCGAAUGAAGUGUAGUGGCAGUUUACACAAUCUCAUCAAGGGAGAUCCCAGAAUGUAUCAUGUAAUAGAAGCAGCAUAUCCUAACUGACUGCCAUUUAAUUAAAUAUCAUAACCAAUCCAACAAAAAAUAAAGUGCCUUACUAUGUACACUUACUUAAUAAAGUUAUCAAAAUGUAA